AUGAGUAGUAUAACUCUUAAUAGUAAAAUUAUCAACCACUAUGAUCCACUUUUCACUACUCCUUUCAAAUUGACAGAAUGCAAUUGCAACGGAAAAGCUGACAGUUGCGUUUACAACCAAACCGUGGCUAAUAUGAGAUUGAGUAUGCGAAAAGAUGGAGUUUACGAAGGUGGUGGAGUGUGCGUAGAUUGCCGGGAGGAUACAACUGGGAUCAACUGUGAGAAAUGCAAGCCCGGUUAUUAUCGUCCAAUCAACGUGAGACCGGAGUCCCCGUUCCCGUGUGUCAAGUGUGAAUGUGACUCGUACGGUUCGACCGGAGAAUGUGUGACGAAUGAUGCUGAGGUGCCCGAACGGUAUCCGGGCGAUUGUAUCUGCAAAGAAGGCUUUACCGGGAAGCGAUGUGAUCAGUGCGCCGAGGGCUAUCGACGCGCGAGGACCGAUUCACGACGCUGUGUGCCUUGUGCAUGCGAUGUGCGUGGCAGUCAUCGUGGAGGAAGUUAUCAAUGUGAACCACCGUGUAAUUGCAAAGUUAAUGUGAACCCCGAGUCCAAUUGUCGUCAAUGUCAACCAGGACAUUUCAAUUUGGACGCGAACAAUCCGGAAGGUUGCCAAGCCUGUUAUUGUUCCGGUUUGACGGACCAAUGCACUGGAAUCAGUCCAACCACAGCCUUGGUAUCCACACUGAGUGAUUGGCGUAUUAUCAUUCCUAGCGCUCCAUCAGAUAGUGGCUUUUCCGUGCCGACCAUUGGCAGUGUCGAUGAUGAUAUGGACAUUCCACCAAUCAGUGCUGAUCUUCGAACCGUGGAAUCGUGGCUUAGCUCGGUUACGCUUCGUCCGGUGGAUCGAGGAUACUACUGGUCUGCUCCGGCCGCUUACUUGGGUAAUCAAAUCACCGCCUAUCGAGGUUCACUGCUCAUAAUUCUACGACUUCAUUCUCCGACUAUGAUCAGUUUCUUCGGUUCGGGACCGCCUGACCCGGCUCGUCGGGAUUCCUCGGCAGCUUCACUGGUCGUGCGAGACCGUUUGCACUAUCUUUGGCUUUAUGAACCAGAUAUUGUUCUUGAGGGUAACGGAUACCGUCUGGCGCAUAUUCUGCCCUCAAAUUACCGAGACAAUCAUAUGAUUAUUCAAUUGCCACUUCAUGAAUCCGCGUUCCGUGUCCUAAUCGAGCCGCCUUCCUCGGUUCCAUUGGACAAAGUCCCGAUCGGCCUAGCCCAAGGUGGUCAACCGCAACAGUCAGACUACGAUGACACGGAGGAUGAGUACGAGCGAAUCGGGAGACCGGCCACUGUGUCAGACUUGAUCACGGUAUUGUCGAAUCUGGAUCGUCUCCUCAUUAAAGCCAAAUACAUCAAUGAUCAGACCAUGGUGGAACUGCGUUCUGUCAAACUUGAACGAGCCAUUGGCGAUCCGUUUGGCGGAAUACCCAGUCUGGAAGAAUGUAUCUGUCCUCCCGGUCAUGUGGGCACGUCUUGCGAAUCAUGCGCCCCCGGAUACUGGCGUGACCCGAAACCGCAAUCAAAUGAGACUANGCGCUCCACACGCGCUCAACCGAUGUGUGUACCUUGUGAAUGUCAUGGACAUUCUUCACGAUGUGAUCAAAAGACCGGGAAAUGCAUAGAUUGUCAACAUCAUACAUCCGGUGACAAAUGCGAUCAGUGUGCUCCCGGUUACUAUGGCGAUCCGCGAUCAGGUAGUCCGACAGCGUGUCGACCUUGCGAAUGUCCAAGCUUGAACAAUCAGAAAACGCAGUCGUGUUUUGCGCACGAACGUGACCCGCGAGUUGAAGCAGCGCUAGAAGUGGAGGACAAGCCGUAUGUGUGUUUAGACUGCGAAGACAACACCCGAGGUCGUUACUGUGAAUUGUGCGCAGAAGGUUACUAUGGACAACCGAUUCUUGGAAUACCUUGUAGAAAGUGUGAUUGCGGUCGUGGAGCGAUCGGGUGUAAUGCGACCACCGGGGCUUGUAUCUGCGGAUUCAAUACUGCCGGACCACGUUGUGAUUCGUGUGCUGAGGGAACGCAUGGAGAUCCAAUGCUUGGGCAAGCUUGUCGACCUUGCAAUUGUCAUGAGAAAGGAAGUGUGUCACCCACAUGUCGUGCCGGUGACGGGCAAUGCACAUGCAAACCAGGCUACGAGGGAGUUCGUUGUGAACGGUGCGUCAUUGGUCGUGGGAAUGUGGAAGCUGGUUGUCCGCCUUGCCUUUGCCAUCAGAUGGGCACCAGGCCAAAUGCCCAUCCUCCGUGUGACCCAAUAACCGGUCAGUGUCCCUGCAAACCGGGUGUUGGUGGAACAUUGGAUUGUUCUCAAUGUAAACCUGGCUAUUUCAAUCUCGGACCGAGUGGAUGUCAAGGUGAGAAAUAUUCAAUUUGGGGGCACUCACAUGUGCGGGUAGUGUUACACCAUCUUCGAAGUGCUCGUCUGACUGCUUUCUGA
This is a messenger RNA of Echinostoma caproni, 2436 nucleotides long. NCBI's taxonomy places the organism in Eukaryota, Metazoa, Platyhelminthes, Trematoda, Plagiorchiida, Echinostomatidae. The record is from the annotation of a GenBank genome assembly.